This is a messenger RNA of Nasonia vitripennis (jewel wasp), 2217 nucleotides long. It is a transcript of the gene Kpc2, whose product is annotated as ubiquitin-associated domain-containing protein 1. NCBI's taxonomy places the organism in Eukaryota, Metazoa, Arthropoda, Insecta, Hymenoptera, Pteromalidae. The transcript has 9 exons. Gene Ontology annotation, molecular function: protein binding. The record is from RefSeq and is a predicted model, not a curated record. The coding region runs from base 284 to 1666 and encodes 460 amino acids.
GCGUUUACACUUGAUGUGCAUUUGUUAUUUGAAUUCGGAAAUAUCAACAAAGUCAAAAUGCAAUAUUUGCAGUAUUUGCCUACCUUUUUCAAUAUUACUAGAUAAUACGAUUAAGCGUCAUGGUGAAAGUUUGUUGCUUAGUCGCGUGCAUCGCUAGUGGACAAACCAUUACACAUACAGGAUGCAGAAAAAUAAUGAGCACACUUGAUGUAUAGUCUACUCCAGAAAUCACAAGAGGAAUUUUUUCUCCGAAUUCGUCACAACAUUUUGAGCGGUUGGAUUGAUGUUUCCAUGGGUGAAAGAGCAAAUCACAGAAGCCUGGAACAAUAGGAAGAGUUCAAGGAGUGCUAAAAAGCACUCCUUGAAUGGUUCUUCCGAAGAUCCUGGAGGAAUGCAAACGUCUUCCGCAACGUCGGAGAGUUUUUUAAUUAACGUUAUAAGCCUGGACGGAGGAGUUUUGUAUGUUGCUGUGACGCUGGAUUUCACAGUCGACAAAGUCAAAUCGAUUGCCACGGAGCACUUUUAUGGUCAUGACAAAACUAGACCAGCUUCGCAGUUUCGUUUGGUGCACGCAACUAUGCUCAAACCUCUGACCGAUGAAAAGAAUUUGGGAGAAGAAGAAAUUUCUGAGUCUGAUGAACUGCUAUUAGUAGAAGUUAGACCUGCGGCUGAAAAAGAAAAUUUAACUGAAGAUGCUUUGAAAGGACCAACAGAUGAGGAAAUAUUAAAUGCUACGAAACAUCUGCCAGUAAGGAAUCCUGCAAAACCAGCAAUUACUUCCGAGUGCCCAGCUGACUUUCAGAGUGAAAUUCGCAAAAUAUUAAUAACUCUUGUGCAAGCAUCUGCAAAAAUCCUGAUGUACAGCUCUGAAGCAGAUGAAUUUUAUGAAAUUAUCAAAGAAAAGUUAGAAGCUCAGUUAAAGCCACCAAACGACCCAAAAGCUGUGAAGUAUCUAGUUGAUAUGGGUUUUUCAGAAAGAAAAGCUUUAAAGGCACUUCGACUUCGAAAGAUGAAUACGUCAGAAGCACUAGAGUGGCUACUGGAACAUCAAGAUGAUCCAGAUGAUGAUGACGAUAUUGAGCUUCCAUCAAUAGAAACAGUUUUGAAUGAGGCUGGUCCAAGUUCAUCAGGUGCGUUAGAAGGUGCUAGGAAGAGCUCUAUUAAACAGACGAUUUAUAAGCUCUUUGGAAAAAACAAUGAAACUUUGCAGAAGAAACCAAAUUUGGUUCACAUAGUGAAUCUUAUUUUAGAUAGUUUUCAUCAAUAUCAGAAAAUGGACUUCAAGCCAAGUGCAACUUUAGUCCAGUCUUUGGAAGAAAUGGGCUUUGCAAAGGAAGAAGUUUUGGAAACACUAAAAAUUACAGGAAACAACCACGCCAAUGCAUGUGCAUGGUUACUUGGGGAGAGAAGACCCAGUUUGCAAAAUUUAUACGAAGGUAUGGAUCCAGAAGGGCCGAUUUAUGAUGCAAUAAUGAAUAAUCCACAAAUACAACUCAGCCUGACAAAUCCAAAAAUGUUGCUUGCCUAUCUGUCCAUGCUCGAGACACCUACUUCGACGAGUUUGUGGAUGAAAGAUCCUCAAGUAUCGCCGGUUCUUAGUCAAAUAUUCAAAACGUAUCAUGCUGAGAAGCAUGCCAUCCACGUGAAUCGUUACGACGACAGCUAGCGUUUUCUCCAUGACGGUGGCGAAAUGAAUCUUCUAUUUUUUCAUGCUAAAUUAAUGGAACUCCGAUCGUUAACUAUCUAAGUCGAUCGCCUGUUGUUGUGUUGAUUAUUGACUCUAGUCAUGCAAAAUGACAGAAGUUUGUUAUACUAAAAAUCCUAACGAACAAGUACUUAGCGUUAAUCAGUGGAAGUAACUAAGACUUGGAAGAAGCAAUGACCAUUUUGAAUGCAAUGAUAUUAAUACUGAAUAUUUUGUAAAUACCGUGAUUGUUGUUUUGAAAAGAUGAAAUCAUCACGUUUACGUACGUUAUGAAAAUUGAAAAGAAAGGGUGAACAAGGUAUAUUGUUUUUGUAACAUCGAUUAAAAUUGAGUGGCAACGCAGAAGUCGCCGAGUCUCGCAAUGGAAUUAUAAAACAAGUCCAAGCACAGUUGAAGAAAAAUGCAUCUUACAGUCGAAUGUAUCGUGCGUAAAAUUGAUAUCAAAAGAUAAGCAACGAUGUCUGGUCUUGUAGAUUUGGAAAGUAUAAAAAUAUAUUUUUUUCAUCAAACUA